UCCGCCGCGCCUCGCCGUCGCCCCCGCCCCGCCCGCUGCCCGCCGGCCCCGGGCCCCGCGCCGCGGCCGCAGCCCCGCCGCCGCCCCCGCCGCCGGGGACAUGUCUAACCCCGGGGGCCGGAGGAACGGGCCCGUCAAGCUGCGCCUGACAGUACUCUGUGCAAAAAACUUGGUGAAAAAGGAUUUUUUCCGACUUCCUGAUCCAUUUGCUAAGGUGGUGGUUGAUGGAUCUGGGCAAUGCCAUUCUACAGAUACUGUGAAGAACACACUCGAUCCAAAGUGGAAUCAGCAUUAUGACCUGUACAUCGGAAAGUCUGAUUCAGUUACGAUCAGUGUAUGGAAUCACAAGAAGAUCCAUAAAAAACAAGGUGCUGGAUUUCUUGGUUGUGUUCGCCUUCUUUCCAAUGCCAUCAACCGCCUCAAAGACACUGGUUAUCAGAGGUUGGAUCUAUGCAAACUUGGGCCAAAUGACAAUGAUACUGUUAGAGGACAGAUAGUAGUUAGUCUUCAGUCCCGAGACCGAAUAGGCACAGGAGGACAAGUCGUGGACUGCAGCCGUUUGUUUGAUAAUGAUUUACCAGACGGCUGGGAAGAAAGACGAACUGCCUCUGGAAGAAUCCAGUAUCUAAACCACAUAACAAGAACUACGCAGUGGGAACGUCCAACACGACCGGCAUCUGAAUAUUCUAGUCCUGGCAGACCUCUUAGCUGCUUUGUUGAUGAGAACACUCCAAUUAGUGGAACAAAUGGUGCAACAUGUGGACAGUCUUCAGAUCCCAGACUGGCAGAGAGGAGAGUCAGGUCACAACGACAUAGAAAUUACAUGAGCAGGACACAUUUACAUACUCCUCCAGACCUACCAGAAGGCUAUGUGUUUCUUAAUUUUACAGAACAGAGGACAACACAACAAGGUCAGGUAUAUUUCUUACAUACUCAGACUGGUGUGAGCACAUGGCAUGAUCCAAGAGUGCCUAGGGAUCUUAGCAACAUCAAUUGUGAAGAGCUUGGUCCGUUGCCUCCUGGAUGGGAGAUCCGUAAUACGGCAACAGGCAGAGUUUAUUUCGUUGACCAUAACAACAGAACAACACAGUUUACAGAUCCUCGGCUCUCUGCUAACUUGCAUUUAGUUCUAAAUCGGCAGAACCAAUUGAAAGACCAACAGCAACAGCAAGUGGUAUCGUUAUGUCCUGAUGACACAGAGUGUCUGACAGUCCCACGAUACAAGCGAGACCUGGUUCAAAAACUGAAAAUUUUACGGCAAGAGCUCUCCCAACAACAGCCUCAGGCUGGCCAUUGCCGCAUUGAAGUUUCCAGGGAAGAGAUUUUUGAGGAAUCAUAUCGACAGGUCAUGAAAAUGAGACCAAAAGAUCUCUGGAAGCGAUUAAUGAUAAAAUUUCGUGGAGAAGAAGGCCUUGACUAUGGAGGGGUUGCCAGGGAGUGGUUAUAUCUCUUGUCGCAUGAAAUGUUGAAUCCGUACUAUGGCCUCUUCCAGUAUUCAAGAGAUGAUAUCUAUACCUUGCAGAUCAAUCCUGAUUCUGCAGUUAAUCCGGAACAUUUAUCGUAUUUCCACUUUGUUGGACGAAUAAUGGGAAUGGCAGUGUUUCAUGGACAUUACAUUGAUGGUGGUUUCACGUUGCCGUUUUAUAAGCAGUUGCUUGGGAAGUCAAUUACUUUGGAUGACAUGGAGUUAGUUGAUCCAGAUCUGCAUAACAGUUUAGUGUGGAUACUUGAGAAUGAUAUUACAGGUGUUUUGGACCAUACCUUCUGUGUUGAACAUAACGCAUAUGGUGAAAUUAUUCAGCAUGAACUUAAACCAAAUGGCAAGAGUAUCCCUGUUACUGAAGAAAAUAAAAAAGAAUAUGUCAGGCUCUAUGUGAACUGGAGAUUCUUACGAGGCAUUGAGGCGCAAUUCCUCGCUCUACAGAAGGGAUUUAAUGAAGUAAUUCCACAGCAUCUGCUGAAGACAUUUGAUGAGAAGGAGUUAGAGCUCAUUAUUUGUGGACUUGGAAAGAUAGACGUUAAUGACUGGAAGGUAAACACCCGGUUAAAACACUGUACACCAGACAGCAAUGUCGUCAAGUGGUUCUGGAAAGCUGUGGAGUUUUUUGAUGAGGAACGACGAGCACGGUUACUUCAGUUUGUGACAGGAUCGUCCAGAGUGCCUCUGCAGGGCUUCAAAGCUUUACAAGGUGCUGCGGGCCCGCGGCUCUUCACCAUCCACCAGAUUGACGCCUGCACUAACAACCUGCCCAAAGCCCACACUUGCUUCAAUCGCAUAGACAUUCCGCCUUACGAAAGCUAUGAAAAGUUAUAUGAAAAGCUGCUAACAGCCAUCGAAGAAACAUGUGGAUUUGCUGUGGAAUGAACUUCAAGGACCUACCCAGGACUCUAUUUAUGCCCCCGACCGACAGCCUCCUUUCAGCAGAGUUCCAAGGAAUGCUGAAACACAGGAAAAUGCCCUCCCCCCUUUAAAUUUUAGGACACUGUGAGGGGAAAGGACAAUUUUGAAAUUCCUUUUCAAGGAAAAAAGAGGUCUUUAUGCUUUGCCAUGAGGCCACAUUCAGCUGCUAUUUAAAAUUAAUAUCUUGAACCUAAAGAAUGCUGACUUUUCCUGCAUUUCCAGAGUUAGGCAGUAUUCUACACUUAAAGACUACUACUAUUUUUCUACAAGGUAAUCUACUCAGAUCGCUUCACACACUUCAAGUCUCUCAAACGUCAAGACAACUUCAGCAGUCGGUACAAGUCACGUUGCAUUUUGAUUGAACACAUGAUUGGAACAGCUCCUGUACUCGCUCUUUGUAAAAGAAAAGAAAAUAAAAUUAUUUUGAAUUAUUCUACCUUUGUAAACAAUUGGCUAAAAGAAUCAUUAUCUUUAAAAAAUUAAGCCAUUUACAUGUUUAAUUAACAUUUUUCUAUAGCAAAGCAUUAUAUUCUAAAAGCAUUAUAUGUUUCAACUUAGCCUAAGUGCGUCUUUUUUAUAUUUUUCAAGCAUGAAUUUCCUGGAAUACAGCUAUAUAAUUUUGGUUGUCAAAUUCCUAAUGCAACCAUUUAGUCUAAACUUAGUAGCUUAUUUGCUAUAAUAAGAUGCAUUCAGGGGCUCCCUGUUUUUAAGAGACUUAAAAAGAAAUCCUAAUUUUUUAAUAUUGAAUCAGUAUGAUCAGGUAUUUUGGAUUGACUUUUCAUCUUAAAUGGAAAUACUGCGUUUAUAUAGUUCCUCCAAUCACGUGGCUGGGGUAAGAUUUUCAUUCUUUCGCUGGGUCAGCUUAUCUUUAAUAUAUAUUCUAUUUCUGUAAACCAAAGUCUCCUAUGACAAGUGCACCUAAUUUAUAUUAUAUUUUAAUUAUGGUCUAAGUUUCUCUCAAGUAAACCAUCCUGAAUCUUUCUUGAGCUGCUCAUGGUAUUUUAAUCAGCUAAAAUUAUGAAAAAGGAAAAAUUUUGCUCUAAAGAUUAUUUAGCAAGUUUAGAAAACCCUGCUUUUACCCAACAAAAUGAAGUGGGGGUGAUGGGGCAGGCAGGGGCUGUGAUUACUAAAGGAACAGUGACUCUGACUCUAUGGUAUAAAUUACUUUAACACAGAAGAGUUAAUUUUGGAAGUAAGGGAAUCCCAGUUCCCUUGGUGUUAAGAGAUCAACAUCUGAUUUUGAAAUACCCAGAUUGAGCUUUCAAGGUGUGUGGCACGUUGCAUGAUCCAGAAGGCAACCAAAAUUCUGGAAUGAGGGUUUGGAGAAAUUUGGAAUCAUGGGUGGAGUUUUAAAUUCAGCCAUCAGAAAUCUCUACACUGUUCUGUUGUUGUUUUUUUUUUUACAUUGAUGUAAAAUCAAGAAUAGCAAAUUUUGAUGAGAUAGCUUUGUUUAAGUUUGCAGCGUAAUUAUCAAGUGAAUAGGCCCUUUGUGUUCUUUCAUUUGACGGACUGGUUUUCAGUCUGUGUUCUUGGAGCCAGGAGGUUCUUCAGGGGUGCCUCAGAAGUACUGGUUUAAGAGAGGAAGGACAAAGAGAAGGAGAGGGAAGGCCUACUUGGUGUUUGAGCGGGGGCCUCUAACUCCCCACCCCCGCUCCCUUGACCCAGAGCAGCUCCAGGUUUUCUCUUUUAUAUAUUGGGAUUCCAAGUAAGCUUUCAUGGAAGGCAGGGGGAUAGGUGGGAUAAAAGAAGUGGAAAUUUUGCUGCUUAAAAAAAAUGUUCAGAACUACUUGUGUAGUUUCUAAGUAUUUAAAUUUAUUUCAUUAAUCCAAAUUUGACUGCUACAUGCAAUCUAGUCAUAAUCGUAACUGUGCAGUGGUAAUGUGCUUAUUCUGACCUUUUUCUUCCCAAACACUUUGUGUUUUCCUACCACAUUCUUUAGUACUGAAGAACAUCUUGAAAUGUACAGAGAAAGUUUCUAUACGAUUUGAUUAUCAGUAGUUUCCAGCUUCCACAAUAGUACCUACUGGCUGCAGGUCCAUCUCUCUUAUUUAAAGCACUAGUGCAGUGUAAUUGUGCCUACUCUUACAGCCUUUCAGUAAAAGUAAGGACACGAUGAACGCUUCAGAGACGUCCUAACUGACGGAUGCGGUGAUAGUGAAAUGCUGCUGUCACAGUGUAUAAUAUAAUGCCGGCAAAUACCAUCGCUUUUUGAGUGCCUUUUUAACUUUAUAAUAAUGACUUAAUGGAGCUUUAAAAGAAAUAAAUUACCCUCCCUAACAGUCUCUGGUAUCACCAACAUAAUUUAUAAAAGCAUGAUGAUUUAUAUUUCAUUUUCAAAAUUGUUACCUGAUUACUUCCAGAUAGGUGCUAAGCAAACAAACCCCCAGUGUGUCCCUGAACCUUGGACUUGCACCUCACGUUGAAUGUGAAUAUUUAUUUCCACACGCCCCUCUUGACUGGGUUUUCCUGAUCCUUCCCCUAGUUAUUUCCGAUGCGUGAUGUCACCCUCCCAUACAUUGCCUGUCCACCACGAAUGCUUAACUCUGAACAGUGCUUCCCUUUAGAGCUCACGGGCGGGACAGAGGUGAGUUCUGUUUCCGAGGGUCUCGUUCUUGAUGUAAAGAGUGUUUCAAUAGUGCUGUGUAUAGUGUACAUUUUGUUUUGCACAUAGUUUGUUGCCCUGAAUGGGUUUUAUUUUUACCAAGUCUUUUGUUUUUUUCUUGUAUUUACAGUCCAGAGCACAAGUUUCCUUUCUUUUAAAAUUACAAUGUCCUUUGCUUUAUUUUACAACACUAAGUCUGCAUGACCGUCUGGUGCAUUGAACUGGCCGCACUGAUGGAGUUAGGGAUGGUCCGGGCAUCUUUACAGUGUGGUAAGAGCAGCUCCUGCUUCCGUUGUCAGCUUAGUGUGUCAGCGGGGCCUUUGUGGUAUUUAAUGUUCUCAUGUUAGGGUGAUGGUUGUACCAAAUGCUGAGUUGUUCUGUUUCUAGAUGUAAUUAGUUCACUUAAUGUAAUAUUCUUCCUUCUCUCAAACUGACUUUACAAAGUUUUAUCAUUUUCAUUGUAUUUGUAUUUAUUACAGAGUGUUUUAGCUUUGAUAUUCUUUGUAUUUUCACUCAGUUGUUACAUGAGCUUUAUCAAUAACAUCUGUAUAAAUGGUUUUUAAAAAUUAACUAUGUAUGUGCCCAUGCCGAAGUUGAGCAAUAAAAUGAAUGCUGUUUGCACUGUCACAGCAUCAAAGUUUUUAAAGAA
Molecule: messenger RNA, 5652 nt
Organism: Equus caballus (horse)
Lineage: Eukaryota; Metazoa; Chordata; Mammalia; Perissodactyla; Equidae
Source: RefSeq, a predicted model, not a curated record